Molecule: messenger RNA, 4921 nt
Organism: Sorex araneus (European shrew)
Lineage: Eukaryota; Metazoa; Chordata; Mammalia; Eulipotyphla; Soricidae
Gene: LRCH2
Product: leucine rich repeats and calponin homology domain containing 2
Exons: 20
Coding region: 1-2256 (751 amino acids)
Molecular function (GO): protein binding
Source: RefSeq, a predicted model, not a curated record
AUGGCGGCGAGUCAGGGAGGCGGUGGCAACAGCGGGGGCGGCGGGGGCGGCGGCGGGGGCAGCGGCGGCGGUGGCGGCGCGGCCGGAGGGGGGAGUGGCGGCGCGGGCGGCGCGGGCGGCGGCGGCGGCGGCGUUGGCGGCGGCGGCGGGGGGGGCCCGGUGGUGGCGCCCAUCGCCGUGCCCGCGCUCUUCGGCCAGCCGUUCCCCGCCGGGCCGCAGUGGCUGCCCGGGAGCCUGCCGCCGCCGCACACCGUCCGGAGCCUGGACCGCGCCCUGGAGGAGGCCGGCAACUCGGGCAUCCUGAGCCUCAGCGGCAGGAAGCUCCGAGACUUCCCGGGCAGCGGCUACGACCUGACGGACACCACCCAAGCAGAUCUUUCAAGAAAUCGGUUUACAGAAAUUCCUUCUGAUGUCUGGUUAUUUGCACCUCUUGAAACAUUGAAUUUGUAUCAUAAUUGCAUCAAAACCAUUCCUGAAGCCAUUAAAAACCUACAGAUGCUAACAUACCUUAAUAUUAGCCGAAAUCUUCUAUCAACAUUGCCAAAAUACCUAUUUGAUCUUCCCCUUAAAGUUUUGGUGGUCAGUAAUAAUAAACUGGUAUCUAUUCCAGAAGAAAUUGGGAAGCUAAAAGAUUUAAUGGAAUUGGAUAUUAGCUGCAAUGAGAUUCAGGUCCUUCCCCAACAGAUGGGAAAAUUACAUUCACUUAGAGAGCUUAAUAUAAGAAGAAAUAAUCUUCAUGUGUUGCCAGAUGAAUUAGGAGAUCUUCCCUUAGUCAAGUUGGAUUUCUCUUGUAAUAAAGUGACUGAAAUUCCAGUUUGUUAUAGGAAACUGCAUCAUUUACAAGUAAUAAUUUUGGAUAACAACCCACUACAAGUACCACCAGCACAGAUAUGUUUAAAGGGUAAAGUGCACAUAUUUAAAUAUUUAAAUAUACAAGCAUGUUGCAGAAUGGACAAGAAACCAGAUUCAUUGGAUCUUCCAUCAUUAAGUAAACGAAUGCCAUCCCAGCCUCUCACAGACAGUAUGGAAGAUUUUUAUCCAAAUAAAAAUCAUGGUCCUGACUCUGGCAUUGGAAGUGAUAAUGGAGAGAAGCGACUGUCUACAACAGAACCAUCAGAUGAUGACACAAUCAGCCUUCAUUCUCAAGUCUCAGAAUCAAAUAGAGAGCAGACAUUAAGAAAUGACAGUCACGCUACAGGAAGUAAACCUGAUUUUCAUAAAGACCAGGAGGUGUAUGAUUUUAUUGACCACACUACAGAAGAUGUAGCAGUUCCUGAACCAGGAGAUUCACAUAUUGGAUCAUUUGUCUCUUUUUUUAAGGGCAAAGAAAAAGUUCCUGAAAAAUUCCAGAAGUCUGAAGAAUUGACAGAUGAAAAGAGGCUUGGAAAAGAACAGCUUCUUGCAGAUGAAGAGGAUGAUGACUUGAAGGAAGUGACUGAUUUGAGGAAAAUAGCAGCUCAGUUAUUACAGCAAGAGCAGAAGAACAGUAUCUCAACAGAUGAAAUCAAUUCACCGUUAUCACCCCUCACAUGGCAGCCCUUGGAAAGCCAGAAGGAUCAAACUGAUGAACAACGGUGGCCAGAAUCUCACCCUAUAAUCUGGCAGAGCGAAGAAAGAAGGCGGAGCAAACAGAUUAGAAAAGAAUAUUUCAAGUAUAAAUCAUCAAGGAAGAGUUCAAGUGGAAACGAAAAUGAUGAGCAAGGCAGUCAUAAUGCUAGUAUGUCACCACAAUCUCCAGUAUCAUCUGAGGAGUAUGAUAGAAUGGAUGUUUUUUCACAUGGCCCUUUUGGAUUGAAACCCAGAUCAGCUUUUAGCCGUUCAUCUCGCCAGGAAUAUGGGGCAGCAGAUCCUGGAUUUACAAUGAGAAGAAAGAUGGAACAUUUACGUGAAGAACGAGAGCAAAUACGACAACUUCGUAAUAAUCUGGAAACCAGGUUAAAAGUAAUUUUACCUGAUGACAUUGGAGCUGCACUGAUGGAUGGGGUUGUUCUUUGCCAUUUAGCCAAUCAUAUAAGGCCACGUUCUGUAGCUAGUAUUCAUGUACCGUCACCAGCAGUGCCUAAAUUGAGCAUGGCAAAAUGUCGGAGAAACGUGGAAAAUUUUCUCGAUGCUUGUAAAAAGUUGGGUGUGUCACAGGAAAGACUUUGUUUGCCUCACCAUAUUUUGGAAGAAAGAGGUCUUGUGAAAGUUGGUGUCACAGUCCAAGCUCUUCUUGAAUUACCCACAAACAAGGCAUCUCAGCUUUCUACAGCUUGAUACAACAUUUAAAAAUCAUGAGUGUAUAGUUUAGUUUAUUUGAAGUGAUUUCAAAUAUCACUAAAUCAUAAAUAAAAAUGGUUAAUCAGGGCUUGAUCUAAUGCAGUCUAACAGGCCUUGUGUUAUUUCAAGUGUUAUGAUUUUUUUAAAUUAUGUUAAAACACCAACAUCAAAUUUUGAAUUGCCCAAACUUAUUUUAGGGGAAAACUGGAUUAAUGAGUUUUUGAUAAAUUCAAAUUCUCUUUUCACUAAGUCAGCUAGAUAAACUUUAUUAUAUUUCAAAAAUAAGAUUGAUACUAAAUUGAAAAUAAUGUUUCAAUGUAAUGUUCAUUAUUUUUAAUUUUUUUAUAUCAUAUCAUACUAGUAAGCAUCUGGAGACGGUAGUCAUUUUUACCGACUUAAAAGAAGUAUAUAUUUGAGUUAUUUAAUACACUUCUAUUUCUAGUUUAUAAACAAGUUGUUUCAUCUUUGGUCUUAGUUUUCUAGAACAAAAAAGAAGCAGAAAAUCUAGAACUUUGGCUUUAUAUUAAAUUCUUUUUAGUAUUAUAGGUUGGUGCCAAAAUAUUUCAGUUUAAUGUAGAUUGUUUACAUGUGAAGUGCCUGUGUAAUUGAUGGCUCUUAUAUAGUCUUAAGCAUUUUUGAAAUUUCUUUUUAUCUAUUAGUGGUAUCUAUGGAAUUUAAAAUAUUUUAGUAGAUUUUUUUUGUAUGGUCAGUAAUACGUGAGCAUUUAAGUGUGCCUCACAUUGUGACAUUUGUGGGUUUUUUUUUAGUCCAUCGCAGGUUUCCUUAAAUUGGUUAUUUCAUGUUUAAAAAACAAUGUUAAUAUGCGUAUUUAUGCUAUUUAAUUUUGCAAAACUUAAUCAUCUUUUAGAAUGUAUUAUUUCAAGAGUAUUUUAUUUCUGUUUUGAAAUGUUACAUAAAGCAGUGAACUUUUUCAGAACUAGCAAAAUACUAAUUAUCAAGAUGAUUUUGAUAAAACUUCAGAUGUUUGGAUUUAUGUUUUCACUUUCCUGAACAUAUAUCAGUAUUUUGCUUCAGUUACAUUCAGACAGAACAACUGAGGUAUAGCCUUUUAUUUGAAAUAUGGCCAUUUGUAGAUCCUGUAACCGCUGUGAUCCUCAAUUGACUUGAUGUUGAAUUAAGCAGAUCAUUCUAUAAAUAUUUUCAUAAGUAUACAAUGUUAAAUAAAGUCCUAUUAAAUUUAGAAAUAGCUAAAUUUACAUUGGUAGCAAUGCAAGAAAUUUUCAAAAACAUUACUGUAACAACUUGGUUUCCUAUAGUAAAAUCUCAGUAUAAUUACUUUUGUAGUAGGCAAAAGUAGGCAAGCAAGUACCGUAUCUUUAAUAUGUGAUUAUUUGCACUUGUUACCUCUUAAUAUGGAUGCAAUUUAUUACAAGUGUUGACUUGGGUCUUUCAAAGGAUAUAUAUAUAAAAAAUAAAACUAGUGUGCCAAAUGAUACAGUUAUUGUUGGUGUAGGAACAACUUUACUAUUUUUGGCUCUAGUAUAUGGAUGUGUUCUUUACAUUCCCCAAGGGUCAAAUUGGAAUUUUUAAGAGUGAAUUCUUAUGACUAUAUCAUUUAAAAUUAGAUUAUUAGUAAUUUAUUACUUUAAAUAUUUGAAAUAGUUACUAUUUUUCAGUUGGAUCUAACAAAUUUCAUUGAUAUCAGCAAUCUCCUUGGUGAAAAUUUGGGUAAUAUAGGUAAGAAAUGGCAGAUAAAUACCUUAGUUGUUAGUUUUUAAUGUAGAAAUUUGACAUUGUUACACAUAUUGUAAGGUCGCCAUUAAAAGUCAUAGCGAUCAUUGACAUUGCUUUUCUAGUUAUUAUGCUAUAGAAUUACUCUUACUAAUCUAGAUUUUAAUUACUUUAAAAUAUUUUCUGUCUUGUAGCAUUGAAAUAUUAGCAAAAUUAUAGGCCAUUUCCUUAUUGUAUUUUAUUUGUCAAUUAUUACUUUGAAGAGCAAAUGCACCAGAACCUCAUUAUAGCAUUCUUUACUGCAAAGCAAAUUUUUAUUUAAUAUGGUUCAUAUGGAACCAUGUUGUGGCAUUUAUUUACUCUAGUGCCAAAAGGCAGUGCCAACUUGGGCAUAAUUCUCAAAGAUGUAUUAUAACAAGGCUAUCGUAUGUUUCUUUCAGUAGUUUUACAUAAGUGCAAAAACUUAUUCUAAAUGAAUUUUGUGGUACUUAGUUUAUCAGUUAUUGAAUUAAGACAUUUUCCUUUUAAUUAAAUUUAUGAUUUGAAGAAGGCUAACUAAUAAAAUUAUUUUAAUAGGGACAGGGAUGCAGCCUACUUGUAGAGUUCAUGUCUCCCAUAUGUGAGGCCUUUGUUUUGAUCACUGGCACCAAAUUAAAAAUUAUUUGUCCCUAAAAAAUGCAAUAGAUAACUACUUCUGCUAAACCUUAUUACUAUAUGGCACAAGAAAGAGUUGAUGUUGAAUUGUCAGAAUCAAAGGAGUAAAGUUAAAUUACCAUUUGUUUACUAAUUAUCUUUAUAGGAUGCUAGUUUAAUGACUUUUCUAAAUGAAUUUUUUCAAGAAUUCAGAAAUAUUUGUAUUGGUCACAGAUCUAUGAUCUUGAUUUUUUUCUGAUGCAUUUAAAAAAUAAAUGGAACACUAAAUGUACAUUGCCGAUGGAAACUGUGCAUAAAGUUGAAUGAAAAACUGUAA